AUGUCACGCACCAAAGCCAACGGCCUUCGCUCUCUCAAAAACAAACGCCUGAUCUCCGCCCUCACCGCCUACGACUACCCCACCGCGCGCCUUCUCGAUGAAGCAGGGGUCGAUUGCCUACUCGUCGGCGAUUCCCUUGGCAUGGUCGUCCUCGGCUAUCCCGAUACCACGCAGGUGACCCUCGAUCAGAUCAUCCACCACACUCAGGCGGUGGCAAGAGGCUCGCAAAAUGCACUCAUCGUCGCCGAUUUCCCCAUCCAUACUUACACGACUCCCCGCGAAGCCCUCCUCAAUGGCCGCAAACUCAUUCAAGCCGGUGCCCAUGCCGUCAAGCUCGAAGGCGGAGUUCGCCAAGCCGAAAAAGUCCAAGCCCUCACCGAGCGAGAAAUCCCCGUCAUGGGUCACCUCGGCAUGCUUCCUCAACGAGUCGUCGAAGAAGGCGGGUAUCGGAAAAAAGGAAAAUCUCAAGACGAGGUCGAGCACCUUCUGGAGGGAGCAAAAGCACUCGAAGAAGCAGGCUGCUUCUCCAUCGUUCUCGAAAGCGUCCUCCCUGACAUUGCACAGAAACUCACCGACACCCUCGAAAUCCCAACCAUCGGCAUCGGCUGUGGCCGAGGUCACUGUGAUGGUGAAAUUGCCGUCAUCACCGACGUCAUCGGUUCUUAUCCCUGGUUUGUCCCGCCCUUUGCCACCACUCGGGCAGAUGUCGCCGGUGAGAUCAGCCACUCGGUCAAAGAAUACAUCGAGGCAUUAGGAAAAGACGCUUAA
This is a messenger RNA of Nerophis lumbriciformis (worm pipefish), 768 nucleotides long. Lineage: Eukaryota; Metazoa; Chordata; Actinopteri; Syngnathiformes; Syngnathidae. The record is from RefSeq and is a predicted model, not a curated record.